Molecule: messenger RNA, 778 nt
Organism: Uranotaenia lowii
Lineage: Eukaryota; Metazoa; Arthropoda; Insecta; Diptera; Culicidae
Exons: 3
Coding region: 412-756 (114 amino acids)
Source: RefSeq, a predicted model, not a curated record
AUUUCUCGCUAGAGAACCGCGAGCGAUCACAACGAACAGUUAAAUGCUGAAAUCGAUCACAUCAAGACGUGUACUGAGCGAAGCGGAAAUAGCUUUUAAAAACUAUCAAAAGAGCCAGUGACCGGUUCCGGUGAUACCAAAAUUCAAAGCAAGUUUCUGUUCGUGGCUAUCGUUGCCACACCAAAUCUUCUGAUACCGAAAACACCGGUAGCAAUUAAUAUCAAAACGUAGUUGUCGCUGCUGUUGUCGUCAUCGUUUGUCGCCGCACAGAGCGAGUUUGAGAGUUUGUGAUUGGGGAAAACCCCAAACAGAACUCGUGAACUUGCUGGAGUCAUCACAUCAGAAGCCCUCGUCGCUUUAGUUGAAAUCAAACCAGUCUGGUGAAGGUUGCUGCUCAGUCCAGUUUUCGCGAUGAUCCCGAGCGUUAAAGUGCUGCUUUUUCUAGUAAUUAGCCUAGUCGUUAUCAGUUCUCGUCAAGUUGAGUCUGCCCCACAAAACGUGAAGGACAAUUAUGGGCAGUUUUCGGAACCGGGCAUCAAAGUGAAGGAAUCAACUCAAGUACCUCGGAACAACAGUAAAGAUGAAAUUUUCGCCUACCCUGCUGAACCGUCGGCGAUCGAAUCUAAGCAGAACGCUAAUAAUCGAAAGCCAGUCUUCAUUCCGAAGGUGUGCCAAGACAAUGAAUUCUUGUACCCUGGGGAUCAAGAAAGCGAUUGGGUGUGUGACUGUAAACCGAGUAAGUAUUCGUCUAUUUAGCUGGAAGUUAAUGGGUAGUAGA